This is a messenger RNA of Rhododendron vialii, 425 nucleotides long. RefSeq names its product cysteine-rich receptor-like protein kinase 10. Lineage: Eukaryota; Viridiplantae; Streptophyta; Magnoliopsida; Ericales; Ericaceae. Gene Ontology annotation, biological process: protein phosphorylation. The transcript is spliced from 3 exons. Gene Ontology annotation, molecular function: ATP binding; protein kinase activity. Bases 14 to 274 code for a protein of 86 amino acids. The record is from RefSeq and is a predicted model, not a curated record.
UGGGGUCGUCCUUAUGCUUUUCAUAGCAGGCUUCUGUUUCCUAACUAAAAGGGCGAAGAAGAAAUAUAAUUCUGUAGAAGAAGAUCUAGACAAUGUUGGGGAUGACAUCUUAAAAGUGCAGUCCUUGCAAUAUUUUGGUACAAUUGAAGCUGCCACAAACAACUUCUCAAACGAUAACAAAAUUGGUGAAGGUGGAUUUGGUCUAGUCUACAAGGGUUUACUUUCAGAUGGCCAAGAGGUAGCUGUGAAGAGGCUAUCUCGAACCUCAAGGUAAGGUGCACAAGAAUUCAAGAAUGAGGUGGUAUUGGUUGCCAAGCUCCAGCAUAGAAACCUUGUGAGGCUACUUGGAUUUUGCUUGGGAGGAGAAGAAAAGAUACUCAUUUAUGAGUUUGUGCUCAACAAGAUCCUCAAUUACUUGUUAUUCG